UUUGCACUAACUACGCACCCCGUAUUUACUGUGAGUGUCAUUUAAAAUUCAAACGCGUCGCGGCGGCAAUGCCUCAAUUAUUUUUGUGUGUUAAAAACAAUGUCGAAUAAUAAUAAUAAAAAGCAUAAUUAUGAGCGGAAAGCCAAAUCGUCGCGCUUUACACCGAAAAUAAGAGAAUAUCUGGCGGAGAUAGCGAAUGAGCGCGAAACGGAAUUGGAACGCUUCAUGAUGCUCUCGUCGGCAUCGCCAGCGAGCAGCGGCGUCAGCGUCGGCGCGCCGUGUCCGCAACACGACAUCACCGCCAACAACAACAUCAGCAGCUGCAGAGUGUUGGCGGAGGCGGGGGAAGCAGCUGCCGUACAAAUUGUGAAUAUUCCCAUUGUGAUGGUGAAUAAGCAACAAGAAAAACAACAAGAGAAUGAGGAGGAGGAGGAGGAAGAAGAAGAGGAGCAGCAGCUGCCGCCGCCGCCGCCGCCAUCGAAAGUAAAGUCAAGCUGCUCUGUUUCUGUGGAGGAUUUGCGCACGCCCACAAAGGACACACAUACGCAGACGCACACACAACCACAGAUGCACACACGUAAGACACAAACUCCGGAAUCUGCGCUCAAAUCGCACAAACGCUUGGAAUGGGAUCCCGCUGCCGAUGUGGGCUAUCAUCGCAGCAUGGGCAGCAACAACAGUUGCGAGCGUGCCAUGUCUACUAGUAAUAUUAGUACACUGGAACGCUCGGUGCUGGAGGCGGCAAUGCAGCCACUGCAGGCAACGCAGCGUGCGAAUCAAUCCGAGACGGAUUUGAAGCGUCUGCAACUGGAGAAGGAACGCGUUGAGAAACCGCCACUGGCCUCCAGCACGUUUGUGCAACGUGCACCGCGCUCCACGCCCGUCUCCAACUCCAGGCGUGACAGCUGUGUGACUUCCUCAGCGGCCAGCAGCUUUGACUAUCAGCCCAAUCUCUCCAGGCCAAGCACCGCGGGCACAGGACGCAGCCAGAGUCGGAGUCAGAGUCAGAGUCAAAGUCAGAGCAGUCGCCGAAGCAGCAGCAGCUAUCAACAGCUGCAGCAGGAGCAACAGUCGCAAUCGUUGAACGACGCCGAGUUGAAGCGUCAGGAGCGGGAAUAUGCAGCACAGCUGGAGCAGAAGCUUAGCCAGCGACGGAGACAGCACAACAAGGAGAAUCAAGAGCCCUCCGUCUCAGUCUCCACCUCAGCCUCCUCUGCCUGCAGCUCGUUGCGCAGCAGCUCUGGCUUCAAGAACGAUGUCGAUCUGGGCAUCGAUCUGCUCUGUGCUCUGGUCAACAAGCGCAGCCUGAGCAGUGGCCAAAAGAAGCAACUGGCUCGCGACAUCAUCAAGCGUCUCGUUGGUCUCGAUUUGGUCUGCAGCAGCACCAGCGGCGGAGGCGGGAGUAAAAGCAGCACUCAUGCUCGCAGUCAGAGGAGCAAGGAGCAGGCUCAGCAAACGGAGCAUCACGAAAAUCCGGUUAAAGACAACUCUCAAAGGCAGGACGUGGCCACCAAUACCAGUCGCAGCUUGCAACCAGAGCAGCAGCCGAAGCAGCAGCAGCAACUGGUGUCGCUGCCUGUGCCAGCGCCGAGGACACGCCUUGCCACGCCCACCAGCGAACAGCAAAUGGAGCCGUGCAGUUACGCCUCGACGAGCAGCGCGGCAUCCAACGAGCUGCUCACCCAGAAGAUCAAUGUGCAGCGAGCGAAUCAGGAGCCCGAUGAGCAGGCUGCGGUUCAAGAGUGGCUCAAUCCGAUGACCCAAAGCGAGAUUGAGUACGAACAAAGGCAGCUGCAGCGACAGCAGCGUAACAAUCUAUCGCUGGAGCGACGCACACAAAUCGAUUGGAUUGAAGGCGAAAUACGACGCUUGUAUGCGCUGCAAGAGUUGUUGCAUCGCGGGGGUCGCGGAGGAGGAGGAGGAAGUGAGGAGCAAGUGAAGCAGUCGUCAAGGGAAGCAGAGCAGCAGGAGUUGGAGCAACAAAGUGGAGAGAAAGGAGGCAAGACAACGCUGCCUGUGCCUGCACCGCCAGCGCCGCCUGUGACGCCAGUUUCGAUGCCAACAGCAAACGUGGUUGCAGGCGAAGACAAAGCAACAACCACAGCAGCAGCAGCAGCAACAGCCACAGCAAGAACAUCAACAGCUGAUAAAUUAGUUCGCAUUGAACCAAGAGCUAGAAAACAUUCAGAAACAGUUGAAAAAGUUAUACAAAUUGAAGCAGCUGCUGAUGCUGCACUUGCAGUGCCAGCAACUGUUGGUGCUGUUGCAAUUGAGAACAGAGCCACAACAGUUGCUCGUCAGCAGCAGCGCAGCAAAAUGGCAACACCGCAAUUAAGUCACUCGGGCAGCAGUGAGAGCGUUUGCUCGUUUGUUCAACAGCGACAGCGUCAAUUUUUGGCCCACUAUCAAAAUCAGCAGCAACAGCGUCGCGAACAGCAGCAACAGCAACUCUUUCGGCGCCAUCAGCAACAGCAGCAAUUGUUCUAUGAGCAGCAUCCCUCUCAUGCUGCCUGUCAUUUGCAUCCACCAACACAUUGCCACCGCCACCACCAACAUCAUCCGCCGCACUAUGUGCAAAUGCAAUACGCUCAAGCAACCGCUAGUAAUGAAAGUGGCGCCAUCUAUUAUCAGGUAGUCAACUCUCAGGAAGUCCAAAGAGCCACAGCAGCAACUAAAGCGCCUGCAGCAGUUACUGGUGUUGCAACAGUGGCUGCUGCUGCUGCCACCGUUGAACGCAGCAGCAACACGAGUUCAUCGCUGUUGUGUCUCAGCUCGGAGAUGUCAAUACCGAUGGGUAUGGCAACGGCCUGCGAGGCAACAACGACAACGACGACGACAACAACAACAACACAUCAGUACGACGAUGUGGCAUGCCAGCAGUUGCAGUUGCAACAGCAGUUGCAGCGACAACGUCGCCAUCACACCGUCAAACAACUCGAACUGCAGCAGCAACAACAAUUGUUGCAAGUUCGUCCGCGUGGCAUCGCUUAUGUGCUGCAAUUUAACAGCCAUACGGAUGAUGAUGAUGCAGUGGGGCAAAUACUCACGGAAACGUUGACGGUUCAGGAUUAUUUGCAACGUGCGCGACCGGAGUUCUGUGCCAAGUCGAAGCAGCGCAAGGCGAUACUCAAUGAGAUGCAGUUGCUGCGCAAUGCGCGACGUCGCGAACUCGACGAACUCAUCGAGGGACACAGCGUGGAGACCAUCGACAGACGGCUGCAGCAGCUGCCGCCUCCAGUUACCGCCAAAGUUCGCAUCUUUUCGACGCGGGAGAUGAAGGCGAUGACGAACAAACGCUGCGAGAAUCUGCCCGAGGUGCUGGCCGCACAGCAAAGAGAACGCGAGGAGCGUCGCCGUCGCAGCAAUCGCAUCAUGCGUGACGUCUUCAAUCGGCGCUUGCAGCGUCGAGUGCGCAGUGGAAAAUUGUCGCUGAAUCACAGUCGCACGGUUAUCUAACACUGCCUCAUUUACGUGCCACAGAUACAAUUUAGCUAUAAUUUGUUCUAAUGCUAAUGUAGGCUCAAUCUAAAUGAAUUUGUUUCAACUUUUGAUCUAGUUGUUAAGCAUCUCUAAAUGAAUUUGUUUCGACUAUUUUAUAAGCAUCUCUUUUUUUUUCUUUUUGUACUACCAAUAAAAGAUGUUAAGUCUUAAGUCACGAAAUUAAGAUAAGCAAUUCUUGUAAUUCCCUCAAUUUAAUAGUUUAUCUAU
Messenger RNA from Drosophila albomicans, 3708 nucleotides. It is a transcript of the gene Alms1b, whose product is annotated as centrosome-associated protein Alms1a. The transcript has 5 exons. Bases 100 to 3456 code for a protein of 1118 amino acids. The record is from RefSeq and is a predicted model, not a curated record. Lineage: Eukaryota; Metazoa; Arthropoda; Insecta; Diptera; Drosophilidae.